AUGCUGUUCAAACAGAUCGUGCAUUCCGUAUCAAACGUUCGGCGGUCAACAUGCAUUCUGGUGCAUGGGGGGCUGUCUCUGGGCCGAAUUGCGUAUUCAUUAGGUUGGCUCGUGCCGUUCGAUAUUGAUGGGGCCACGGUCAUUCGCGGUCGUGUCACCGUCGUUUGGGCCGGAGAAGAGGAAAUGGAUUCAGUCGUUGAGGUUGGGGUAAGCAGACCAAAGUCACGUAUAGCAUCUGCUGACGUCGUAGAUGAACCCGUAUAUAUGGAUGGAGUGCUUCUUUGGAUUGCACGUGUGGUGCCGCCAGCGCUUGAGCUGCUCGAAGAAGAGAGGGAGCUCCUUCGUGAAGCCGAAGAGGUGCUGCUAGAUGGUGUAUGCGCGGUCUCGGUGUUUGUAGUCGAGCCGGAAGUGCGGCUAGCAGAGCUGGAGCUAACAGUCGUAUCGGCCGUGAUCCCAACAAACAAUGAACCAAGAGACGGCACUGAUGAUAAGUCUGACUGGGGGCCUGAGGACGAGCUAGGGUUUAGUUUCCAGCGGAGGAACUAUCUGAUGAUGGGCUCGAAGAAGAUGCUUGAAGCAAUGGACGACUUGGAGCAGUUCCCAAGCGUGCGAGUGGCUCCGAGGUUGUCGAGCUCGUCCGAUGAUUCUCCAAUUCUCGAGCUUCUCGAGUGA
Messenger RNA from Verruconis gallopava, 672 nucleotides. RefSeq lists its product as uncharacterized. The transcript is spliced from 2 exons. The record is from RefSeq and is a predicted model, not a curated record. Bases 1 to 672 code for a protein of 223 amino acids. Lineage: Eukaryota; Fungi; Ascomycota; Dothideomycetes; Venturiales; Sympoventuriaceae.